AUGUCGGUUUUACCUCAGGAGGUCCACACAGCUCUGUCACAGCUGUUACUUGGCCUUUCAUCUGCCGAUAACGGUGUUCGAUGCCAGGCCGAAUCGCAGUUGAAUAAUGACUGGGUGCAGAAUCGUCCGGAUGUUCUGUUGAUGGGCCUUGCAGAGCAGAUACAGGGCUCCGAGAACACAAAUGCACGCUCGUUUGCUGCUGUAAUUUUCCGACGUAUGGCGGCGAAGUCGAUAAAGAAUCCUUCGACCGGCGACCCUAGAGAACUAUUUUUCACUUUACUCCCAGACCAAAGAGUAGCUAUUCGACAAAAGCUACUUGAGGCUCUAAGCAAUGAGACGUUUGCUCCUGUUCGAAACAAGAUUGGAGAUGCAGUCGCAGAAAUCGCAUCUCAAUACUCGGAUCAAGAGGAACCAUGGCCAGAGCUCCUAUCAGUACUGUUCCAGGCCAGCCAAUCUCCUGUCAGUGGCCUCCGCGAAGCCGCAUUCCGUAUAUUCGCCGCAACUCCCACGAUUAUAGAAAAACAACAUGAGGAUAUGGUACAGGGAGUAUUUUUGAAGGGCUUCCAGGAUGACCACGUCUCUGUCCGCAUUUCCGCAAUGGAGGCAUUUGCUGCAUUCUUCCGCUCUAUUAGCAAAAAGACCCAGUCCAAGUUCUUCGGUGUUGUUCCGGAAUUACUCAAUAUUCUUCCGCCAUUGAAGGAGGGUGAUCAGGGCGAGGAAUUGUCCAAGGCCUUCGUUGCUUUGAUGGAGCUUGCAGAAGUCAACCCUAAAAUGUUCAAGAGCCUUUUCAACAAACUUGUGAAGUUCAGUGUCACUGUUAUUGGGGAUGCGGAACUUUCUGAACAAUUGAGGCAGAAUGCUCUCGAACUCAUGGCCACAUUUGCCGACUAUGCGCCAACCAUGUGCAAGAAGGACCCUACAUAUGCUCAGGAAAUGGUCACUCAGUGCCUUAGCCUAAUGACCGAUGUUGGCCAGGAUGACGAUGAUGCUGCUGAAUGGAGUGCAUCGGAAGAUCUUGAUUUGGAGGAGAGUGACAAGAACCAUGUCGCUGGUGAACAAUGCAUGGAUCGCCUUGCCAACAAGCUGGGAGGGCAGAUCAUCCUUCCUACUACCUUCAACUGGGUCCCAAAAAUGAUGAAUUCGGCAUCAUGGCGCGAUAGGCACGCUGCUCUUAUGGCUAUUUCCGCCAUCUCAGAAGGGUGCCGUGACCUGAUGAUUGGUGAACUCAAUCAAGUUCUCGCCCUGGUCAUACCUGCCCUCCGAGAUCCUCACCCUAGAGUGCGUUUUGCAGGAUGCAACGCCUUGGGUCAGAUGAGCACCGAUUUUGCUGGCACCAUGCAAGAAAAGUACCACGCCAUUGUUCUAGGGAACAUUAUUCCAGUUCUUACCUCCGAACACCCCCGUGUUCAGGCACAUGCCGCCGCUGCCCUGGUUAACUUCUGCGAAGAGGCUGAGCGCGCUACCCUUGAGCCAUAUCUGCCAGACCUUCUCCAGAAUCUCCUACAGCUUCUCCGCAACCCCAAGCGAUACGUUCAAGAGCAAGCUCUCUCCACCAUUGCCACCAUUGCAGACUCCGCCGAAGCUGCCUUCGGCCAGUUUUAUGAUACUCUAAUGCCUCUUUUGUUCAAUGUACUUAAGGAAGAACAGUCAAAGGAAUACCUCGUUGUUCGCGCCAAGGCUAUGGAGUGUGCAACGCUUAUUGCUUUGGCUGUUGGUAAAGAGAAGAUGGGCGCAGAUGCCAUUAACCUGGUUCAACUGCUUGGCCACAUACAGCAAAAUAUCACCGAGCCCGAUGACCCUCAGUCAUCUUACCUUCUUCACUGCUGGGGCCGCAUGUGUCGUGUAUUGGGGUCCGAGUUUGUUCCAUAUCUCCCUGCAGUUAUGCCGCCUUUGCUUCAAGUUGCUGCCUCCAGUGCCGAUGUCCAGAUUUUGGAGAAUGACGAAUCUCUACGAGAUGUUGAACAAGAUCACAACUGGGAACUGCUCCCAUUCAAGGAUAAGAUUAUCGGUAUUCGAACCAGCACUCUUGAGGACAAGAAUACAGCCAUCGAGUUGAUCACAAUCUACGCACAAGUCCUCGAGGCCGCCUUUGAGCCCUAUGUCGUCAAGACAUUGGAAGAAAUUGCCAUACCUGGCCUAGCUUUCUUCUUCCAUGACCCUGUCCGAGUUUCUUCCGCCAAACUUAUCCCUCGUCUGUUGAACGCCUACAAGAAAUCUCACAAUGAGCAGUCGGUAGAGUUCCAGCAGAUGUGGUCUUCUGCUCUGAUAAAGAUCAUUGAAAUCCUCACUGCAGAGCCUUCCAUCGAUACACUCGCGGAAAUGUUCCAAUGUUUCUACGAGUCUGUGGAGGUUGCUGGGAAGAACUGCCUUUCCCCACAGCAUAUGCAAGCGUUCAUCGAAUCUUCCAAGAGUGCCCUUGAGGAUUACCAGAAGCGAGUACAGAAACGCCUCGAAGAUAAGGCAGAGCUUGACGAUGGUGAAGAUGACGCUUUCUCUUUCGACUAUGAGAUGGAAGAGGACCAGAACCUCCUCAGUGAUAUGAACAAAGCUUUCCACACUAUCUUCAAGAACCACGGCCCAGCAUUCCUCCCCGCAUGGGAGCAGUUGCUGCCAUUUUACAACUCUUUCGUAACUAGCGAUGACCCUACACAGCGGCAGUGGGUUCUGUGUAUCAUGGAUGAUGUCCUCGAAUUCUGCGGCGAUCAAUCCUGGAACUACAAGGACCAUAUUCUCAAACCAUUAAUUGAUGGCAUGCAAGAUGAGAACCCAUCCAACCGCCAGGCUGCUGCUUAUGGUGUCGGGGUUGCCGCUCAAAAGGGCGGAGAAGCCUGGAGCGAGUUUUCCGCUGGCAGUAUUCCCAUGCUAUUUGCUGUAACCCGUUUCGCGGAUGCUAGGUCGGAAGACCAUGUGUUUGCUACCGAAAACGGUUCCGCCAGUAUAGCUAAGAUUUUGCACUUCAACUCCAGCAAAGUUCCUAACCCUCAAGAAGUGGUUGACAGUUGGAUUGAUACACUUCCAAUCGAGAAUGACGAGGAAGCAGCUCCAUACGCAUACGCCUUCCUUGCACAACUUAUUGACCAGCGAAACCCUUCUGUUCUUGCAAAAGCCGAGAAGGUAUUCACCUCUAUUGUCCAAGCACUCGAGGCUGAAACCCUCCAGGGCAACGUAUGCACAAAGGUCGUCGAGGCAGCAAAGCAAUUGGUUGCUGCAACAGGUAUAAAUGCCGACCAGAUUCUCAAUAUCGUUCGACCUGAGAAUCAAAUGGCAGUUCGCAGACAUUUCCAAUGA
Messenger RNA from Nannizzia gypsea CBS 118893, 3288 nucleotides. RefSeq names its product importin subunit beta-3. The record is from RefSeq and is a predicted model, not a curated record. The transcript has 8 exons. Gene Ontology annotation, molecular function: nuclear import signal receptor activity; small GTPase binding. Gene Ontology annotation, cellular component: cytoplasm; nucleus. NCBI's taxonomy places the organism in Eukaryota, Fungi, Ascomycota, Eurotiomycetes, Onygenales, Arthrodermataceae. Gene Ontology annotation, biological process: protein import into nucleus. Bases 1 to 3288 code for a protein of 1095 amino acids.